Paramecium sonneborni is the source of this 2127-nucleotide messenger RNA. The record is from the annotation of a GenBank genome assembly. NCBI's taxonomy places the organism in Eukaryota, Ciliophora, Oligohymenophorea, Peniculida, Parameciidae.
CAUUAAUAUUAAUAUAUUAUGAAGACGAUUAUACUUAUAUUAUUGAGUGUGCAGAUCUUGCUUGCUCAGGAUCCUUGGGUAACCCAUUACACAGCAUUUACAUCAGCAGAAAUAAAUGAUUUGGAUGGUAAAGAAUAAUUAUAAUUAUAAGGUUGGGUUGUAAAGAAAGCAUUUAAGGGAAAUACAUUUAGUAAAUGUGAUAAAAUAAGUUUGGUUGGUGGUUAUGGAGCUUUUGGAAAGGGUGCAACAGCAUUAAAAUAAUUGAAUCUUCCUCCACAUUAUAAAUUAAAGAUUAAUGUACAGUUAUGGAAGUAAAAAUAAAUUUAUAUAAUAAAACUUUUAGAAUUGAUAGUUGGGAUAAUGAAAUAAUGUAUGUAUUAGUUGAUGGUUUCAUAUGGCAAGCAAAAUGGCAUUAUUCAGAAGGAGCAAAUUUAUGUGGAGCAGCAAAUGAUUGGAAAGAAGCUUUUUAUAAUAUUGAAUUUGAAGUUCCUCAUAAUUCUCCAACUGUAAGUAUAGUAUUGACUUCAAAUUUGGAUGAAGAUGCUUUGAAUGUAAAAUUUAUUCUAAAAUAUAGGAAUCUUGGGCAUUUAGAGAUUUUAAAUUAUCAUUCUAAAGAUGUCAUCCAGAAUGUUCAGUUUGUAGUGAUAAUAAACCAGAUAAUUGUUUCUUUUGGACAAAUGUAGCUACAAAUUGGAAUAAAUAAAUAUCAUUGGAAGGUUGGACAUUAGAUGGUGAAGGUAAAGCUGAAGGAAAUGAAUGUGCAGGAGUAUAACUUUUUGGUGGUUAUGGAAAAUUAGGAAGAAAAGCUAAUUUGUGGAAGAGAUUUACAAAUUUACCACCACAUUAUUAAGUUAAAGUGAAAGUAUAAAUGUGGAAGAUUGAUUCAUGGGAUAAUGAAUUAUUUUUAAUGGAAAUUGAUGAUUAAGAGAAAUUUAGAUAAGCAUUUGCAUAUAAUGAAGGAGUAGAUUUAUGUGGUGUUGAUACAGGUGCAAAAUAAGGAGAAGGAUGGGCUGAAAAAAUAGUUAAUAUAGAAAUUAAUGUUCCUCAUAAAUUCCCAGAAGUAAAAGUGUUAAUGAAAUCAACAUUGGAUGAACCACCUGAAAAUGAAUCAUGGGGUGUUAGAGAUUUCUAAUUAUUUGCUGCCUAAUGUUUUAAAGGUUGUACAGGUUGUACUGGACCUGCUAAAUCUGAUUGUACUUCAUGUGGUUAAGGAUUUGAUUUAGUAAAUGGAGAAUGUAAAGAAGGAAGUAAUUUAAUAUAAAAUUAUAAUUAGUUAAAUGGAUGACAUUAAAUAGAUUCUUCUUUAAUGAUGAAUAAGAUUUCUAAGGAUUAUUUGAUUGGGUUCCAUCUAAUGUUUUCUAAAAUUAAAAUCCAUUUUCAACAUGUGGUUAAAAGAAAUUGUUUGGUGGUUAUUAAAGAUUUGGUCUGAAAGCUAAAGCUGAAAGAAAUUUCAAUCUUCCUAAACAUUCUAGACUCAGAAUCUAAUUCUAAUUCUGGAAGAUUGAUUCAUGGGAUGAUGAAAAAUUCUAACUCUUCCUUGAUGGUAAAGUUGUAUUUGAAAGACCAUUUGGAUUUAGUACUCCAGGAUAAGCUAAAAUCUGUGGUGCUCCUUAAAGUACUUGGAUGACUUAUUUCUUUAAUGUUGAUGUCAUUGUUGAACAUACUAAUCCUACUGCUAAUAUUGUUUUAACUUCUACAUUAGAUUAAGCUGCUGAUGAUGAAUCUUGGGGAUUCAGAGAAUUCUAAUUACUUUAUGAAUUAAAAGAAGAUUGUGUGGAAUUAUAUGCUGAAUGUGGAUUCAAAGGAACUAAAUAUGAAAUCUGUAGAGAUACUCCUUCACUUGCUAGAGUAAUCAUUUAUUUCGAUUUAUAGGAAAAAGUUAAUUAAGUUAAAUCAAUCAAAAUUCCUCCUGGUGUUAUUGUCUAAGGUUUUGAUGAAGAAGUCUACAAAGGAAAAACUGUUAAAUUCUCAUCAAGUUAAGAUUGCUUAGAAGAAAUACAAUUUUCUUUCAUACAAAAAAAAUUUGAAAUCAUUCAAGCUGAUGAUUCUAUCCUUGCUGCUAACUUUAGACGUAUCAGAUUUGAUUGAUUUUAUAAUCAUUAUACAACAUUAUUUCUUAAUCAAAAC